UUCAUUAUGCCGUGAAGAAUCGUGGUGCAUUCUAAUCCAACGCUAGCUGUUAAACAUAAAAAAAAAAGUUCGAUAACUGUGUUUUCUUUAUUUGCAUCGUCUUUUUGAUGCUGACAAAAAGACGAUGCAAAUAUAUAUAUAUUAAAAUAGGUUCAACGAGGGACGCAGGGGAAAGGGGGCGGCGUUCACCAGUCAGUGGAAUUCAUGAAAACCACUGUACCGACAGACUCAAACACUACAGUUGGCCUACAUCGGCUCGUCCAGGCGCAGUCAAACUCCUCGGAAUUAUAAGAACGUUUUGAACUUUUAGGGUCAUUGAACAACUGUCAAAUAAUACUGCGAAUGUAACCGCAACAUUGUCGUGCCACAAAGGAGUUCUCAGUAAAGUUUUAGAAACUUUCAGCACUGCGUUCCCGAGGCCGCAGUGUCAUGCCAGAGGGAUCUCUCAACGCCACCUAUGAAGUCCCAAUGGGUGAAGAGUCCCCCCGUUUGUCCACUGCCUCCAUCAGUAGUAAUGAGCGGGCACCCUCCGCCACACCCUCCGACUGCUCCGACUUCCCCUCCGCUGGCCAGCGCCCCGUGAGCCUGGUCUCCACCUUGUCCUCGGGGUCAGGGUCAUCCCGGGACGACGGCCCCGCUCCGCCUCCACCUGGCGGCAGCGUGCCCCCUACCGGAGACGACAUCGACUUGGAGCUGAAUCCUCCGGUUGGCGUCGGCGAUCAGGACCGCCAGCAUCCCGAUACGGCGGACCCUUCUGGGGAAGGACUGGUCUCUCGUGGCGGGAAGUUCGACCAGCUUAACAACAACAACACUGACACGCCCUCGCGGGCUGCCAGCACCUGCCACACGCCCCCGUUAUCGCCCUUCGCAGCCAUAACCAUGGCGCCCAACCCCAAGAUCACCUACUUGGACCGGGUGGUCAUGGAGAUCAUCGAGACGGAGCGCAUGUACGUGAGGGAUCUGCGCAGCAUCGUGGAGGACUACCUGGCCCACAUCAUCGACCAGGCAGACCUACCCAUUAGACCAGAACAGGUGUGUGCCCUGUUUGGAAACAUCGAGGACAUUUACGAGUUCAACAGUGAACUGUUGCAGUCCUUAGAUAUGUGUGACAACGACCCUGUUGCCAUCGCUAGGUGCUUCGUCAUGAAGAGAGAGUAUUUUGAGAUCUAUACACAGUACUGUACCAACUACCCAAAUUCUGUGGCUGCUCUGACAGACUGCAUGAGGAACAAAUCCUUGGCCAAGUUGUUCCGGGAGCGGCAGGCCUCACUAAAACGCUCCCUUCCCCUGGGCUCCUACCUGCUCAAGCCUGUACAGAGGAUCCUCAAGUACCACCUAUUGCUUCAGGAGAUAGCCAAGCACUUUGACCCACAAGAGGAGGGCUAUGAGGUAGUGGAGGAAGCCAUCUACACCAUGACAGGCGUGGCCUGGUACAUCAACGACAUGAAGAGGAAACACGAGCAUGCCGUUCGACUGCAGGAGGUCCAGUCUUUGUUGAUCAACUGGAAAGGACCGGACCUGACCACGUACGGGGAACUGGUCCUGGAGGGCACCUUCAAGGUCCACCGGGCCAAGAACGAGCGCACACUCUUUCUUUUCGACCGAAUGCUCCUCAUCACCAGGCGCCGAGGAGAGCACUACGUCUUCAAGACCCUCAUCUCGUGUUCCACCCUCAUGCUAAUCGAGAGUGCCAAGGACUCUCUAAGCUUCAGCGUCACUCACUACAAGCACCCCAAGCAGCCCCACACAGUGCAGGCCAAGACUGUGGAAGAGAGAAAACUAUGGGCCCAUCACAUCAAAAGGAUCAUUCUCGAAAACCAUCAAGCCAUCAUCCCUCAGAAGGCAAAGGAGGCAAUCUUAGAAAUGGACUCGAUUUACCCAUCAAAGUUCCGGUACAGUCCAGAGAGGAUGAAAAAGGCCAUGUCCUGCCAAUCAGACGAGUUUCCCAGAGAAGGUCGUCAGGGCCGACGGCAGUCAGAACCGACCAAACAGAUCCUGAAGAACACCAAAGCCGUCCUCAAGCAUGCAGACAGCGAAGGGACCCUACCAGAUGACCCGCGCUCCAUUCAGGCAGCCGCUAGCGUCAGCACCCUGGGCUCGAGCCUAGGCGAGUCCGAGGCUGAGAGGCCUAGUGUGGAGGAGGAAGAAGAAGAAGAAGAGGAGGAGGAUAUGGGCCUUAGGAAGGGCUCACUUGAGAGGCUAAGCCCCAGUGACAUUGAGGAGCCGAGGACAGGGUCAUCGUCCCACAAGGGCAGGGCGACCCUGGGGGAGGAAUGUGACUCGGAUGAUAUUCUGAUGGAGGAAGACCAGGUAGAGGACUUUGCCAGUUCCAUGCUGGCCGCCAUCUCCUGCUGGCACUAUAGAGCCAGGGCUUUGCUUUCCAUGGGGGUCACAACGGAUGAAGAGGGAGACGAUGUAGUUGAGGAGAAUGGGUCUUACAAAGAGAAUGGGAUUUCAUCUGGUCCUGUGUUACAGUCGGAGACGGAGCAAAGCACCUCCAUCGCGGAGAAGGCUCCUCAGGACAAGCCACUGCUCCAGACCAACACCUCUGCCUCGGAGUCCACUGAAAGGCUUAAGCCAGCCUCCUCGGACCCAGAGAUGGCUUCUGCCACUCCUCCCAAGGUCUGCACCACUCCUCCCAAGGUCUGCACCACUCCUCCCAAGGUCUGCACCACUCCUCCCAAGGUCUGCACCACUCCCCGCUGGAUCGCGUUACCAGAGCCCCAGUGUGACAAGGAGGAUGCGAUGGAGGAACAGACCGGGGUGUCGUCAGCAUCUCAGUCAGAUGACAUAAAAACAUUGAGCAGUGCAGAAUCUUCCGAAGAAGAGGAGGAAGAGGAAGUAGCAGCAGCACAGGAGAGCGGGCCCAGCAGCAUUCUACCUCCCUCCGUACUGAAUCAAGCCAGUGCCAUCGCGGAGCACUUCACCAACAGCGCCAGGCGAGGCAGCACGGAUGAUGCCCGCUCCCUUGGCUGCUCCUCGCCACGCCUUCCCAGCCGGACUGGCAGCACCCUCAGCCUUGGCGGCGAAGGCAAUGAACGCCCCCACUGGCUGAACAGCGCCUGCUUCGAACCGACCCAGGACAACUUUGGCGGAACGGAUCUGACUAUGCUUUCUCCGAGGGAUGACAGCAUCUUUGAGAUCCACAGGAGGAGAGACUCUACCCUAUCCAAGCAGGACCAGUUGCUCAUUGACAAAAUCAAAAGCUACUACGAGACUGCUGAGCACCAGGAUGCCAACUUCAGCCUCAGGCGCAGGGAGAGCCUGACCUAUAUCCCUACUGGCCUUGUCAAGAACUCUGUCAGCUGGUUCAACAGUUCGGAUGAGAGCCCUGGUGCAGAGAAAAGUGAUACAUCAGCCUUGGCCACUUCCUCUGCACCCCACCCUUCCACUUCAGAACCUGAUUCAUCCAAGGCUCCAGGCGUCUGGGACUGCAUGACCUCCGGUGCAUCAUUUGACUCACUGGAGUUGGAGAGAAGUAAGAAGCCUGAGGUGGUGGGUUCAGAGGCAGAGAGAAAGGACCGGUCUCUGGGUUUACAGGAGAGGCACAUCCAGGACGAGGAGUUCCGACCUUCAUCUGAGAUGAUCAAGGUUUGGCAGGACAUGGAGAAAAAGGGGAGCAGAUCCCAGGGAGAGGCCAGAGGCCCUGUGAAAGACACCGAGGCUCAACAGAAGACCUCUAGAGUCGGUGGUCCAAGCCUAUGCAGAAGGAGCCAGACUCCAAAGAAGAACUCUGAAUCGGAGCCUGACGAUUCCUUUAUGAUACUGGAGGAAGCUGACCUGAGCACCAUCACUGAAGAGUCCAUGAGCCCUUCGCCCAUCAAGAGCAAGGUGUUGGGGCUUGGCCGUACAGCGAGUGUGAGGGAUCCCCGCAGAUCCAGGGUUGACGAGGGUAGGCUUUCCAGAGCUCCUAUGCCCAGGGUCAUCCAGUUGAGGGCUGAGGAAGGGGAGGAGACCAGCAAGGAGCCUCAGUCGCCAGACGAUGCGGAGAUGGCUAAGAACAAAGUUUUCCAGUUGGCCCGGCAGUACAGCCAGCGUAUCAAGUGCACUACACCAGCUCCUAGACAGCGAGAUGUCCUGUUUGGAAAGAAGAAUCUGCCCUGUGUGAUCGAGGAGAAGCCAGAGAGCUCAGGUAAACCCAACUUGACGCUGCCCCUGCUCUCGUUUGAUCGUGUGAGCAAUCUCCAGGAGUUGAGUCCUAUAGCCAUAUCUCCCAACCCUGCUCACAUGCCUAGCUCUUUGGGCAGUCCCCGAGUCCUUUCACCUGGCCGCAUGUCCGCCAAGAGCCCACUCAAUCCUACGCCUACCGAGGCUUUUAACUGGCCCGACGUGCGGACACUUCGCUGCAAGUAUGCCAGCUCGGACAAAGAUCAGUCCCAGCUGCCGCCAGUUAACCGAAGCCGUUCAGUUCCUGAGAGGAUGGACAGCGGCCCCAAAAGGCGCUCAAGCUUCUGCUCCAGCUUAGUCACUGCUUCUGGUACGGUCGAGGCUCCGGCCUACAGACCCCACCUCAGCAGGGACCCUGGCCCUGGAGAGGGGUUGGCUAGGCUCCACAGGGCCGGGUCAUUGGACCAGAGACUGAGUGGGCUGCAUCUGAGUGAGCUACAGAACCUCCAGGAUGAAGUCCCUGAUGACAGUUACUACAUCUCGGCACAGGCCACCAUGCCCAAUGACCACAGGGUCGUUGUUGUGGAGAAGGUUCCGGAGCCUGAGACAGAAUCCAGCUCUGCAGAACCACUGGAGAUGGUACUCAGGGCAAGGAGAGUAGAGGUGGUAGAGGACAUAGAUGAUAGCUAUGUCCAGAUCCGUUCACCGACCACUAGAGAGAAAAUCUCCAUCAUGGCUGUAAUCGACCGUUGCCGGGUCUAUCAGGAGUCAGAUGAGUAUAGGCAAAGGGAGGAGGGCGGGGCUAAGGCAGAGUCAGUACCCUUAAGUGGGAGGGGCAAGGAACUUGACAAGGGUCCACCCUCAAAUGAAAAGCUUGAAGAUGCCCAGAAAACUGCCAUGAACUUGGUCAAAAAGACAGAUGCUAGUCAACAGAACGUGGUGAAAAACUUGAGACAAAAAUUCCUUAACUUGAGGUGAAUAGCACCAGUAAACUUUUUAAGUAACCUUUUAUUCUGUUCAUAUUUUUCAUCAACUAAGGGGUUUGUUAGGUAUGCUGAUCUCAAGUUAGGAUUCGGUGUGCGUGUUGGUCAGUCUUGUACUGCAAUUUAAUGGUUUAAGCUUUGCUGUCAAACUUUCUGUGUACAUAGAAGCGGUUAUUGUGACAGCCCAGGGAAAAUGUAGUUGUUUUGUCUCUAAUGUUGCAUAGAAAUGUUUAAAUAUCUAUGUACAAUACUCAAGAGAACCCUCUCUUGAUCCUGAAAUGAUGUCGGUCUAAAGCACCUUUUUGUAUAGCUUGUGUUGUUCCAUCAUAAGGCAAUUGUAUUGCACAAUUGAAGAGAGCAAUUUUUUGGAGGGAGUGAAAUAUAUUUAGUUUUCUUUCUAGGGUGGCUACCCACUGGGCACAGAUGUCACUUCAACGUCUAGUUUUGAUUUACAUUUGAUUGACUUGUCAUCUAACGUAAAUUCAAAGUAAAACCAACAAACAUUUUCACCAUCAUUGGAUUUAGGUUCAACGUUGGGUGAAAAAAAUUCCUUUACGUCAAUGACCAUGUUGAUUCAAUGUCUUCAAAUUGAAUUGUUUUGUUGAAAUGACAUGGAAACAACAUUGAUUCAACCAGUUUGUGCUCAGUGGCUACUGUGUCUCUGACAUGAAAUGAGAGCCCCUCAACAUCAUAGCAGCACUACUGUUUACUGGAAAGCACAGAAAUAUAUGAUAUUGUCUGACGACAAUAGUUUUCGGGGGAAAUGCUGACCAGAAAAUUAAGGGAAUGAGUCUGAAACUUGAGAGCAUUGCAUAAUUAGCUGUUUUUACCAUCUUUCCUUGAACUCUCACCCUGCACUAGACUCAACUUUCACUGCACAUGGCCUGACCAAUAAAAUACACAUGAGAGAGUCAUGGCCAUACUGGGAUAUAAAUGGUUCAUUAAUUGCCCUGUGACCACUUUGUAAAUCCCACCGGAAGUGGUGAUAGCUCAAGGAUUGUCUUGUAAUUUUAUAUAAUCAUUGAAUUGUCAAAUGGAUUGAGAAUCAAAGACCCUGUAUGAAGUGUUGCUCUUUUCUAGUUAGUCAACUUCUUACCUUGAUUAUAUAUAUAUUAUUGUUCAGUUAAUUGGCUAAUGAUGUGCACUUUGUAUGUGUUCUCUGCUUCGGCUGCCCAAAGGAACUUCAUUCUCAGCAACAGGUCAUUGAAAUGAGUGGACGUAAAACUUGAAAGAGUGAGAACUAGUGUACACGUAUAGAUCCAGGGGACCCUAGUCAAAAGGGUCCAGGUCUUCUACUGCUAAAAAGUGUUACUGUCACUGCUCACUACUCCAA
Oncorhynchus mykiss (rainbow trout) is the source of this 6423-nucleotide messenger RNA. It is a transcript of the gene plekhg3, whose product is annotated as pleckstrin homology and RhoGEF domain containing G3. Lineage: Eukaryota; Metazoa; Chordata; Actinopteri; Salmoniformes; Salmonidae. Gene Ontology annotation, biological process: regulation of establishment of cell polarity. Gene Ontology annotation, molecular function: small GTPase binding; guanyl-nucleotide exchange factor activity. The record is from RefSeq and is a predicted model, not a curated record.